Cryptomeria japonica (Japanese cedar) is the source of this 1161-nucleotide messenger RNA. RefSeq lists its product as uncharacterized. Bases 1 to 1161 code for a protein of 386 amino acids. The transcript has 6 exons. Lineage: Eukaryota; Viridiplantae; Streptophyta; Pinopsida; Cupressales; Cupressaceae. The record is from RefSeq and is a predicted model, not a curated record.
AUGGAAACUGAGCAGGAGAAGGAUAAGGAAGAAAUGAGCAGGGAACAGGAUAAAGCUGGAGAUGGGAUUGUUCUGGAUAAACUCAAAAACCAAUAUGAGGCUCUAAUGGGUUUUGAUAGCAAAGCAUUGAUUGAAUUACAAGGAAAGAUACCUGAUUCUUUGUAUAGAAAAUUGGAAUCUAGAUGGCAGACUGCAAUUAAGCAGGACAAAAAAAUUAUAUCUGUGCAAGCUGAGAUUGAGGAAGUUUUGAAAAAGUUUUUAGGACUUGAAAAAGAGGAACUAGAGAUGAUAGAAACUUCCGAGGAAGAAGAUAUUCCCGAGGCACCGAUAAUUGAAGGUGAACUAUUGGAUGAAUUUGAAAUUGAUGAGAUAAUUACUCAAAUAGAGAAAGAACGAGAAGGUGGCACCACAUCAGUUUCUACUAUCACAGUUGAAGAACUAGUGAUACCAGAAGAAAUUCCAACCGGUAAAGAUGAAGAGGAGACAAAUACACAAGUAAAUGCACAAACAAAUGAUGUGAAAACCAUAGGGCCAUUAGAGAAAGAUGAAGAAAUGCAAAAAGACAUGUACGAGAUUGUGCAAAUAGAUGUUGAUCAAACUAAAGAGUCACCGGAGAAGAUUGCAGUUGACAUAUUUUCCAAUCUGUUAUUGGAGAAUGACACUGAUAGUCUCACAACUCCUAUUGAAAAACUGGACCACUUGGUCACAUCUGCAGGAGAGCAAAUGAAGAGUCUUGGAGAGGCUGCUCUACACAAUGUAGAGAAGGAAUAUGAAAAGAAAAGGAUUGAGAUGCUAAUCAAGACAAUUGGCAAAGACAAAAUAGGUCUUACUAUGAACAUGGACCAAAUAAAAGAAGCAUUGAAGAAUGAAGAUACUCAGGAAGUAAAUGUCGUGGUUGAUAGAGAGACCACUGAGGAUAAGGAGAAAGAUGUGACCAUAGAGUCACUAGAUGUUGAGGUUGAGUUAAACAUAGAAAAACCUACACAGACAGAGCAAUCGACAGAGGAUACCACUGAGAAACUGGUAGAUAUAAUAGACAAACCAUCUGAAGACCUGACUAAGCAAAGUUCAAAGGCACAAACUGAGGAACUGGCAACUGAAAUCUCAGAGAAACUGUCUGAAACACAUUUGGAGAAACCCAAACCAAUCUCCAAGUAUUGA